AUGUCAGCUUCACGGUAUCCGGACAACAGCAGGUAUGCACGCGACAGAUCACCACCCUACCGGGACCGAGAUCGAAGACCUUCCAACUUUGGCGGCGGAUACCCCCCAAGGGGCAACGAGACCUUCAGGCCAAGUGCGGAUCCAGGCACCUUCUCCAGAGAAGUUCCCAAGGGCCCGAAAUCGCUUGCUGAUCCGCCACGUGUUCCCCCAGUAGGGCCACCCUCGAGUGCGUCUUCAGCUCCGCCUCGUGAUGAUAGAGGCAGAGGCUUUGCUGGACGCGGUGAGGCGACUCCUCUGCGAAAUGCACCGCCAUUGAGUAGUGGACCAUCGUCUUCGUACAACGCAAACUCCUGGAGGGCCGACCGCGACCGUGACCGUGAUUUUGACCGACGUGAAAGACGGCCAACACCACCGCGGCGCUCACCCAUACGUGACUCGAGAGAUUUACGUGACCAGAGAGACUUUGGUCCACGGGAUUUGGAUAUUAAUCGCGCCCGACGAAAUUCGCGAGACGGUCCUCCCUCCGCGGGUUCAACAUAUUCGGAUCCGCCUCCUCUUGGCACCUUAUCUUCGUAUCGCGGCACCGGCACCGGCAUCGGACGUGGUCGAGGUGGCUUUGCAGGACGCGGCAGGAACUUUCACGCUGAUGACCGUGAUCGACACCACGACCCACGUGAUCGAAUACCGGAACGCACAUCCUACCGGCCUCGAAGUCGCACGCCUCCGAGGCGUCAAGAGCGGGAUGUUCGAGACGACCGUGAUUUCGAUAGGAGAGAUCGCGACGAUCGGAGGUUUGUCAGAGAGUACGACUCUUAUAUAGGCCCAGCGGGUGCUGCCAAGCCUGGCUUACGCGCAUUGGAUACACAUCGUAGCUCAGGUCCCUCUGAUCUGCGACAUCUUCCAGGCACACCUACAGGACCCGCGCCCCAUUCAUCCCAUCAUGCAUCUCCCUCGGAUAGGUUGGGUCCACAAGGAGACUCGUACUCGAGGCGAUCUUCACUUGCUAUCGAGCCUCUCUCCGCCAAGGAUGUUCGCCGGGAGCCUGGUAAAGACGAAGCCCUAUUGGCUAGCCGUGCAGAGGCGUCCAGAGAAAGGUAUGCCCCACGUGCCUCGUCACCUCCCGCUUCCAUUCCGGCCUUUGGUGGAUCCAAUGUCUGGAGGGCACCCAUUCCUGAUAGCAAACCAAGUGCUGUUCCAGUGGCGCCACCAAAAUCUGCUCAAUCUCAGCCAACCCCUGCUUCGAGCAUGGCUUGCACUACUUCUGCCACGCCUGUUACGCCAAUAAAGACUCCCGUAGUUCCUACGGCACCCAAGUCGGCCAUACCGUCCGGUCUUUCACUCCUACCUCCAACUGGGCCCAAAGCUGAUCGCGCCCCAGACCGUCCUCCACCAGGAGAUGCAUCUAACCAAGAGAGUAGGCUGGGUCCUCCAGUUGCUCCCCGUAUGGAACCACCUGCUGCCCCCAUUUCUAUCGUCUCGUCUCAAGCAGCUGAUACACGAGGCUCAGAUAACGUAACCUCCAAGGCCCCGGUUACACCCCAUAUGCCUGCACCCCCAAAGGCCACAUUAUUUGCGCCCCCUUCUGCUCCAAAUGCUCCAAGUGCACCAUCGGGUCCAGCGAAGUCCCCUCCUCAAGGGCCUGCCGCAAGACCGCGCGCGCCGCCAAUAGCUCCCCAGGCCGCUUUACGGGCUAAUGUGUCGCCAUCCUUCUCAAGAGCAACGCUUCCCCCGUACGCCCCUCGGGACGCGUCUCCUAGUGCGGCUCCCCCAGGAUUCGGGCUACGUGGCAGUAGUGGGAGUGUCUCUGCAAUUAGCACGUCACCCAAGAGCCUGCCAGCAAACAUCCCGACCGGACCGAAAGCUGACAGAACCCCAAUGGCUUCCCGGCCUCUGCCACCAUACCCUCAAUCAGAGCGGUCCGGCUUUCCCCCACCAAGGGGACUCUUAACCGGAGGCCCCAAAAGUAUGCAAUGGGUGAGGCCAGGCUUUAACUCAAGCCGACCAUCUGUCCCCACCAAACGGGAGUUCCCAGCAGAAGACCGAGAACGAACAUUCGGUACUGUGCCUAAAGCCCCGAGGCUCGAGAACAGUGUUUCAGCUGCACAAUCGCAUCGUAACUCACAGGCGAAAUCAGUAUCACCCUCGUUUUCGCGUGUCUCGACCGAAGCGGAACGACCACGGGAGCGAGCUGUAUCCGCAGAGCGCCCUGUGAUGCCCUCGCCCAAGCCGACCACGAUCGAGACAAGGCGGCAUUCCGAUGUGGUAAUGGCUGAAGCAUCACCUCGUAUGGCUAAACCACCUAUGUCGGCUGCAUCAUCUGCACCAGAAGCUUUACAAGACUCUGACGAUGAUCUCGAUUUAGACGAAGAUGACUUUGCUGAAUCGGAAGCAAAGUACAAUCGGGAACGAGCUCUUCUGGAAGCCAAACGUGUCGAUCUAAGUGCUUCGCAUUUGCGCGCAACGAGUCCCUUACAAGAAAUUGCCCUCUUGUCGUGUUUGACUGUUGAUCACCUUCCACAGGCACAGCCUGACUUGGCGCACGGAGAGGAGAUAAGCAUGGAUUUGCCUCGGGAAGAAACGCAUCCAUCUCCCGCCCAGACACUUACUGUGGAGCCUGGAUCUACUCAGCCACCCCCAGAUAGCAUUACGGCAGAUCUACCAACACCUAAAGCUGAGGAGUCAGAGGAUGUCGACAUGGAAGACAAGGAUGAGGUGGAAAAAACGUCGGCUGCACCAGCCACUAUCGCACUUCGGAUUCGGCGCGAAACUUCUGCCGAGCAAGAGCCUCUCCCCGACCUUAGUGCGCUGCCUUAUCUUGGAUCUGGUCCUCCGACGCCGUUAUCUGACAUUGGACAAGACCGACCUAGCUUAUCUGACUCCGUCAUGGACGCCAUUCGAAGCAAAUUGCGUAAAAGCAUCGAGCCGGAACUGAACAUGGAGCAGACCCUAGAGCGAUAUGCUGCUGUAUACAGGGAGUGGCGGUUACAUAUUCGUUCUUGGGACGAGGAGCGUGAACACGACGACCAAGACAGACAGCCAUCAGCCGAACCCACUCUGAAGGCAGUCACUCCUGAUGUACAAAAUGCUGCGAUGACCGGAAUACUGGACGGAUCGCUCGCAGCUACAGGCCGAAGAAGUCACGCGAGUCGGUGGGCUACUGAGCUAGAUCUUGAGGCCGUUAUCAAAGAAUCUCUCAAGACUGCUGAAGAAGAGAAGCUAGGGAAAAGAGACAAGGAGCCACGGAAAGCCAUGGCUGAUCCAGAGAAAGAGGCAGACUUGCCCAUGGCGCUCACCGAAGCUGAGGCUCAACGACGACGAUUUAUUGAUACAAAUUUCCAACGCGAACCUGGCCAGGGAAUUUUUGUGUUUCACUAUGAGCCGCCCGAGGACGACUUUACUCCUGAGGAGCACCGGGUUAUGGUACAAAAUUAUAGGGACCAAUAUGCCAAGAAGUGGGGCAAGUUAGCUGAAGUUCUGUAUAAAGAAGUUGGAACGGAGCGCACCUACAAGGACUGCAUAAAUCACUACUAUGCUACGAAGUGGGGUAGAGAGUACAAAGGCAAGAUCCGCAAAGGGCGGGUCAGUAAAAGGCGUGGUGGUGGAGGUGUCGGUCGUGGUCGUGGAGCCAUUGCUAACAUGGACCGACCUGAAGUACAGGGAGAGGACGGUUUGCCAUUGCCUGUCACUGAGACUGGACGGCCUCGACGAUCGGCAGCUCCAACAUUUGGUCCAACAGAAGUCGUUUCUGAGUUCGAUCCGGCCUCAGGUACGGCCACACCGGGCCGAGCACGCCGGCAAACCGACGCCGAUGGCACACAAGAAAAGAAUGGACGUCGCGGAAAGACAGCAAAGGAUAAGCUCGGUCGAAAGGCUAAAAACAUGCCACUUGCAGCCGCUCCUAUAGGCUCACCUGUGAAGGUUGAUCGUAAAGACAAGGCCUUGGGAGUCAAGAUGGAAGAUGAUACGAGCAAGCGGCCUCUAGGUGAAAUGCCUAUGCCUAUUCAUGGGGCUAACAUGGAUGAUCAGAUGAUGUCAUCCGGUGAUAUGCAACAGCUUUCCAGUCUUAUGGAUCGACCAAAAACACAGGUUGGCGGCGCAAGACCUGGUCCAUCCAGCUACUGGUCGGUCUCCGAAUUGCAGGAUUUCGACAAGAAUGUCGCACACUUCGGCACAGACUGGAUUGCGACUGCAAACCACAUGGGCACCAAGACACACACCAUGAUCAAGAACCAAUACUUGCGCCUCGUUGAAGGAGGGAGAUCAGACCUAGAGCAGGUAGCGAAGGAGGCAGAUGUGCGGAGGGAACGAGGUGAGGAUCUUGGGCCACCGCCAACACCGACACCAGCGGCCAAAAGACGAUAUGAGAGUACACAGGCAACACCCAUUCGUCAGAUCGCACCCACACCCGAAGAAGGAUCUCCGCCCCUGAACCCGCUUGCGCUACCCAAAGUGUCCCCUCCGCAAACGAAUCCCUCUUCGAGGUUUUCCACCAUCGCUCAAGCACCCAUGCAAGCCAAAUCGCUGGUGCCUACAUCGGGAUUCCCUGCCUUACCAGAGACUAGUCUUGUGUCUGUACCUUCGAUGCCACCGCAGCAGUCACCCCCCGCUCCACCUCAACGUACGCAGUCGCAGCACCAUCACCAGCACUCCAUGUCGCAGCACAAGCCGCAACCGCAACAUCAGCCCCAACCCCAAUCCCAGCCCCAAGGACCUCGAGCCGGGUACUUUUCAGAAGACUUGCCUCCGCGUUUCGAGUCGCGGCCGCCUUCACAGCCCUCUAACAGCCAGCAAUCUCAUCGGUCGCUCCAGCAACAUGCGCCUCCACAGGCUCGCGCUCCUGAGCAGCAUCAUUCGCCUCUUUAUCGCGGACUCCAUUAUCAGGAGCGAGAAAGCGUUGGCAGAGCCGAAGUCCAGCAAGAAGAGAUACGACGAAGACAGGAACACCAACGACGUAUUUCCCAAGAGAUGACAAACCACAGAGCCUUCCCUCCGGGAAGUGGGCCCGUAAUCAUGCCUCCAGUACGCUCAACUUCUGGUGCGAGAUCACCCGAGCAUCGAGCCUUGCCAUUCUCACAUUCCCGGCACACAUCACAAGUCCAGCCGCUCGGCCAAGCUGCAGCAGCCGACGUGUAUUCACCGGCACCCAAUACCAGUCAUAACUCUCAUGGUGUGCAACAGGUACCAUCGCGGUCAUCUAUCCUCACACCACCUGUCAAAGAAGAGCCUAGGAAUCCACCAACAUCGCUUCCCUCCGCUCAGCCCCAACCAUUGCUGCAUUCACAAUUGCAGCACCCACAACGCAGCCAGCCAACUAUGCACAACACUCCUCCACCUGCUGUACCUAAGCCUGCUGCUGAGCCGCGAAAGUCGAAUCUAAUGUCACUCCUCAACGACACUGACCCAGAGGAGCCUAGACGGAAGAAGCCAAGCGAACAGGGGCCUCCAUCGCACAGCUCUACACCUCAGCAGACCGCACCGAUUGCACCGCCUCCGCCAACAACCCAAAGCUACUCGUUGUCCAGACGUCCACCCUAUGAAGACACCAUGGUAGUUCAGCCUCCCUUUUCUCGCCAAUCUUAUGCUCAACAGUCAUCAAUUCCUACUGCUUCAUCGAGCAGGCCAAUCGACUUGACGGACGACAAACAGCCGCCAGUAACUAGACCAAGCUUACGUGAUACAUGGCAAGCUCAGCAGCCGUUCCAUAGAGGGAUGUCGCAGACUCCGCAACUUGGUUCAAUUUCAUCUUCGCAGUCUGGGUUGCCUCAGCCGCCUGUUGCUCAUGAGAGGUCAUACGCCAACCAUCGGUCUGUCUUUGGUCAGCAUAACACGCCGCGCCAGAAUCCAACACCGCCACCUCUUUCCGGUUUCAACAAUUCGCCAAACCCUCAUUCGCGUACACCAAGCAUAAGUGGACCACCUGGUUCACUGCCUCGACAUGCAAUCCCAGGUACAACAUCGACACAGCAUGCACAGGCGCUAAACGCCUCGGCACAGAUCCUGCAGCCCAACCCAUAUGCACAAGUCGACCCACCGGGAAGUGGCGGACCACCAUCUGGACCAAUGGGUAUGCGUCCGAGCCCACACCUGCCGGCAAGCCAUAUAUCACAGCAGCGAGACUCAUCUGGACGCAACGACCAUUCGCAGACCUCGAACGCAAAUUUGUCAUAUUCGAACCCCCAAACGCCGAAUGAGCUUUCAGGCCAGCAUCCUUUCCAGAGCUUGAAUCGGUUGACUGAACCGUACCGGCCCCGUGAUCCCCGUGAUGCCCAUGAUAUGGAUCAUCGACAAAUUUCAGAUCGCGAUACCAGUCGUGAGCUAUCUCAGAGAACCGACUAUCUGCGUGAUCAACUCUCCAAUCCUGUGUCACGCGCGACUGGUCCACCAAUGCACGAGGAUAUGCGUUAUCAGCCUCAAGAUCGCGUGUAUCUCUCGCAACGAUCUCAGACCCCGCUGUCUAGGCCCGACCACGGUCAGCCUCCGCCUUUGCAGCAUCCCCCACAUUCAUCGCUUGGUGUGGCAAAUCACUCUCUCUACAGUCAACGUGUACCGGAUGAACCAUCACAUCACUUUAUGCGUGACCCUCAGAACCGUAGCAUAUCGAACCGUAUUCGCGAAGAACACGCACAAAUGCAACAUCACCACCAUGCGGCGGCUCAUCGCGAGGAACAUGUAAGAAGAGAAAACGAGAUGAGGGAGCGGGAGAUGCGGGAACGCGAGAUGAGGGAUCAUGAGAUGAGAGAUCGUGAUAUGCGGGAACGUUCCGCCCGUGAUGCACAUUAUAGGGAAAGCAUUAUGAGAGGAAGAGACAUGAGAGGACCGCCACCACCCCCAGGAUCGGGACCUGGAUCCAUGUCUGAUCAACGCCCGCCUCCUACUACACCCAUGGACUGGGUCAAUGGCGUCAGGCAUCAACAGGAGCGGGGCCCUUGGCAGCGUUGA
Molecule: messenger RNA, 6939 nt
Organism: Pyrenophora tritici-repentis Pt-1C-BFP
Lineage: Eukaryota; Fungi; Ascomycota; Dothideomycetes; Pleosporales; Pleosporaceae
Product: Atrophin-1 multi-domain protein
Source: RefSeq, a predicted model, not a curated record